CUAUUGAGAGAGUGGAGAGGGAAAGAUUGCUCCAGUUUGCUGUUUAAUUCUGCUCGACUCUCAAUAGCAUUAACACGGCAGGGGAGGUACUCUCAGCCAGAUUCUGGAUACUAAAACAGACUGAAGACAAAUUAAAUCCUCUAGAGUUCCUAGCUGCACCACAGUUCUUAAUCCGACCCCCUUUUGCCAUAGCCAGACCGAGGAAUUUGUGAGACAGAGAAAAGGACAACUAUAUUCCUGUGUAAUCCGCACAGGACAUUAAUCCUAGUUGAGACUUUUUUUUUUUCUUUUUCAUUAUUUACAAAAGAAACUACUUUGCAAUCGGAAGAUUUCUUUUGGAAAUAAACUGGGAAAAACUCUAAAAAGGAUGAGGACCAUUCCAGUGCCUGUCUCAAUCGUGCUGUUUUUCAUCGUCUUUGCGUGGGCACAGAAGUUACCUACCAGAGAUGAAGAACUUUUCCAGAUGCAAAUUCGUGACAAAUCUGUCUAUCAUCAUUCUUCUGUGAUUCCAGAUGGAGCUGAGAUUAGUGGCUACGUUUUCAGAGAUACACCCAAAAGAUAUUACUUUGUGGUGGAAGAGGACAACACCCCCCUCUCAGUGACAGUGACGCCCUGCGAUGCUCCACUCGAAUGGAAGUUAAGCCUGCAGGAGCUUCCAGAAGAGUCCAGUGGUGAUGGCUCAGGACAACCAGAACCUCUAGAUCAACAGAAGCAACAGAUCAUGGAUGAAGAAGGUACAGAGCUUUUCUCAUACAAAGGCAAUGAUGUGGAAUCAUAUGUUGCAACCAGCUCACCCUCUGGCUUAUAUCAACUAGAACUUCUUUCUAAUGAGAAAGAUACAAAUUUCAAGGUUUAUGCAACUACAACUCCAGAAUCGGACCAGCCAUACCCAGAGAUGCCCUAUGAUCCUCGGGUUGAUGUGACAUCUCUAGGCCGUACAACCAUUACAUUAGCCUGGAAGCCAAGCCCUACUGGUUCUCUUAUGAAACAGCCUAUUCAGUAUUGCGUUGUGAUCAACAAGGAGCACAACUUCAAGAGCCUUUGUGCCGUGGAGGCCAAGCUCAGUGCAGAUGAUGCAUUUAUGAUUGCACCAAAACCUGGACUGGACUUUAGCCCUUUUGAUUUCUCUCACUUUGGAUUUCCAUCAGAGAAUGACUCUGGGAAGGAGCGACCCCUGAGCAAAUCUGCUACAGCCAAGAUCACUCGGUCAUAUGCUGCCAAGCAAAAAGUAGACAUUCAGAAAGUCUGUAUUGGGAAUAAGAGCAUUUUCACUGUGUCAGAUCUAAAACCAGAUACACAGUACUAUUUUGACAUUUUUGCAGUUAAUACUGUCACAAAUAUGAGUACUGCUUAUGUGGGUACAUUUGCCAAGACUAAAGAAGAGGCGAAGCAGAAGACCGUGGAGCUGAAGGACGGAAAAGUCACUGAUGUUUUUAUUAAGAGAAAAGGGAGCAAGUUCCUGAGGUUUGCUCCAGUUUCCUCACAUCAGAAAGUCAUGUUUUAUGUGCACUCUUGUUUAGAUGCCAUCCAGAUCCAAGUCAGAAGAGAUGGUAAACUACUUCUCUCUCAAAAUGUGGAAGGCGUACGCCAUUUUCAGCUGAGGGGUAAGCCCAAGGCCAAAUACCUUAUUCGCCUUCGAGGUAGCAGAAAAGGAGCAUCAAUGCUCAAGAUUCUCGCCACCACUAGGCCAAACAAACAGCCGUUCCCUUCCCUGCCCGAGGAUACGAGGAUCAAAGCCUUUGAUAAGCUUCGCACCUGCACAUCAGCAACCGUGGCAUGGCUAGGCACUCAGGAGCGGAAUAAGUUUUGCAUUUACAAAAAGGAGGUGGAUGAUAAUUAUAACGAGGAGCAGAGGAGGCGGGAACAGAAUCAAUGCAUGGGACCAGACACCAGGAAGAAGUCGGAAAAAGUACUUUGCAAAUAUUUCCAUAGCCAGAACCUACAGAAGGCCGUUACCACAGAAACAAUCAAAGGGCUCGAGCCGGGAAGAUCAUACCUGUUGGAUGUUUAUGUGGUAGGCCAUGGAGGCCAUUCUGUGAAGUAUCAAAGCAAACUGGUAAAAACACGGAAAUUUUGUUAAUGACUCUGUAUAGCAAAGAAAAAUUUAUUUAACUCAAAACAAACAAUAUUCUACUAAGGAACAUAUACAGACUGACUACUUAUAUGGCUGAGAGGUUGUAACAGUAUUUGAACUGCAUAAAAAGAUAUCAGCUUGUAUAAUAUUUAUGUUUACAUUAUCCAGUGGUCAUUUGAACAGAUUGAGCUGGAAGCUUACAAACAGCAUCCGGGCACUUGUGCUAACCAGGGUUCACAUUUGAACAUUGGAGGAAAAUUUGCAAUCCAGAGUAGCUAAUUUUUCAGCGAUCUCAUCAAAGCAUGAACUGCAUUUCUUAAUUAUAUUGGAAACGACCGGGACAGCUCAUUUAAGACUAACUGCCUCGCUAUUCAUACAGUUAAAUAUAUUAAAAGGAAAAAAAAAAAAAAAA
Messenger RNA from Polypterus senegalus (gray bichir), 2486 nucleotides. RefSeq names its product neuron-derived neurotrophic factor (gene ndnf). The record is from RefSeq and is a predicted model, not a curated record. Gene Ontology annotation, biological process: extracellular matrix organization. The transcript has 4 exons. NCBI's taxonomy places the organism in Eukaryota, Metazoa, Chordata, Cladistia, Polypteriformes, Polypteridae. The coding region runs from base 368 to 2080 and encodes 570 amino acids. Gene Ontology annotation, molecular function: protein binding.